ACAACUGCAACCCGAAACAAAUAACAAACUAAAUUCCUACGUCGUGUGUUGUUCCCUGAUUAUUAUUCAUUUUACGGUUUUUACCCAAGGUCUUCGAUCAUCAAUGAUCUACUCCAUUUAGAUGUUCCUUACUUUUGAGAAUUUGUACUGGAACUGAGUAAAGUCUUCGAUCACCUUUGAUGUACUCCAUUGAGAUUUUCCCUACUUUUGAGAAUUUGUACUGGAACUGAGUAAAUUCUUGAAACAGCAUCGACGAAAUGGUACGCACGAUUUUGAACCAACUGCUCUACUCAACGGCGGUGCUCACGGCGAUCACGGCGACUCCCCUGGUCAAGGUGGAGUGGCAACUGGGCCACGAGGAGGAUGCCAGGGCGACCUUCCACUACAGAGAACUACUGUACAACGCUCUCGUGGCCCUGGGGCUGACCGUCCUGGCGAUGUCGCCCUAUCUGGCGAUCCGCACGCGCUGGCGCUCGCCAUACGCGAAGAUGAUCUACUGGGGGGCACUGCUGCCCUGGUGCUAUGUUUGCUGCACCAAGUUCGCCCUGGGCUACAAGACCCAGCUCAGGGCUAUCUCUUACGUGCAUGAUGAGGACCACUGGCACAACUUGGUCUUCGCCCUCGUCUGCUACUGUGUCAUCUUUGGCAUGGCCAUGGAACAGAUGCUAAACUGGGCCCUUCUAUACCACUUGGUGACCUUGAUACUGAAGGACUGGCGCACUCACUUCAUCAUUUUCCUAUGAGUUAUCAUGUUUUGUUUGAAUAACGUUUGUUGGUCAUGCUAAAUAUAACUGCAAUCUGCAAAAAAAAA
This is a messenger RNA of Drosophila subpulchrella, 811 nucleotides long. RefSeq lists its product as uncharacterized. The transcript is spliced from 3 exons. Bases 258 to 743 code for a protein of 161 amino acids. The record is from RefSeq and is a predicted model, not a curated record. Lineage: Eukaryota; Metazoa; Arthropoda; Insecta; Diptera; Drosophilidae.